Bubalus bubalis (water buffalo) is the source of this 4973-nucleotide messenger RNA. RefSeq names its product adhesion G protein-coupled receptor G2 (gene ADGRG2). Bases 355 to 3423 code for a protein of 1022 amino acids. The record is from RefSeq and is a predicted model, not a curated record. Gene Ontology annotation, biological process: adenylate cyclase-activating G protein-coupled receptor signaling pathway; cell surface receptor signaling pathway. Gene Ontology annotation, cellular component: membrane. The transcript has 30 exons. Lineage: Eukaryota; Metazoa; Chordata; Mammalia; Artiodactyla; Bovidae. Gene Ontology annotation, molecular function: G protein-coupled receptor activity.
CCACGCCGCGUUAGGCAGCUGGAGAGUGUGCAGGCGAGCCGUCCGGGAGCGGCGGGGGCGGUACCCAGCCGGCGGGCGGGAGUAGGAGGGACGCGGCCCGAGGGAAGGGGAAAAAGGAGGGCUGGAGAGCGCCAGCGGCGAGGCCGUCGGCGAGGACCGGCAGAAAACAAGUUCCAAGAAGGCAGGGACUUUGUGUCUCUUGCUCAGGACCUAGAACAGUGGGACAUAGUAGAUGCUCAGAAUUUUUAGGACUUCAAGCCCUGGAGACAGCAUCUCAAGUAACCUUAAGGGAACUGCUCUGAGGAGCCGAGGUGGAGAGGCUGGUUAUAUAGAAGUUUUGCAACAAAGGGCAGGAUGUUUUUCUCUGGUGGGCAGUGUGGCUAUGUUCGCAGACCUGAAGAACUUUUACUGAUGUUUAAGGUAGCCCUUGUCGUCAUUUUUCUUCAUAUCACUCUGGCUACAUCCCUGGAAGAACAUGCUUACAAUUCCAGUUUGCUGUCACCAUCUGCUGAAUCAUCUCUCAUUGAUUUUGUCCCCUACUCCAAUGGUACUCCAGAGGUUGAAACUACAAGCCUAAAUGAUGCUACUUCAAGCGUGUUAUCUACUUUGAACAAAACAGAAAAAACUAAAAUCACUAUAGUAAAAACCUUCAACGCAUCAGGUGUCAAACCCCAGAGAAAUAUCUGCAAUUUGUCAUCUAUUUGCAAUGACUCAGCCUUUUUUAGAGGUGAGAUCAUGUUUCAAUAUGACGAAGAAAGCAAUAUUACCCAGAAUCAAGUUAUGGCUAAUGGCACGUUAACUGGAAUCCUGUCUCUAAGGGAAUUGAACAGACAAUCAGAACUCAACAAAACUCUGGAAACCUUAAGUGAGACUUAUUUUACAGAGUGUGAUGCAGCAGAGUCCCAAAGCACAGUAAAUUGUACAUUCACCAUAAAAUUGAAUAAGACAAUGAACAUAUGUGCUGUGAUGGUUGCUUUCCAAACAGUAAAGAUUCGACCAAUGGAACAGUGCUGCUGUUCUACCAGGACCCCGUGCCCUUCCUCCCUAGAGGAGGUAAAGAAACUGCAGUGUGACCUGCAGGAUCCCGUUGUGUGUCUCGCUCGUCAUCCACAUGGCCCACCAUUCUCUUCUUCCAGCAAUGCCAUCCCAGUUGCUCCUCAGGCCACCAUUGUGUCCCAGAUCUCUAGUGCCUUCUCUUUUCCUGAGCCUCUAGCUCAUCCAGUUGUAACCCAGAGCCCUCACUCUCCAACAGGGGUGAUUCCGCUACCUUCUCCCCAGCCUUCAGCUCCCAUAACUUCCAGCCCAGCCAUUGAUAUGCCCCUGCCAUCUGGAACUGUCUCUUCCCCUAAGCCUCCACCUGAUCUUCCCCUCACCCUGUCCCCUGGGAAGUCGUCAGCCCCCUCUCCAACCACGUCUGCCCCUGUGAACGUCGACACGACUGGCAUACCUCCUGACAAGACAGAAAUUGUUCAUACCAGCAGCAUCAGUGUUUCUGAUCUUGAGAACCAAGUGUCCCGGAUGGAGUGGGCUCUGUCCUUAGGCAGCUUGGAGCCUAACCUCGCAGGACAAAUGAUAAACCAAGUCAGCCGACUCCUUCAUUCUCCGCCCACCUUGCUGGCCCCUUUGGCCCAAAGAUUGCUAAAAGUAGUGGAUGACAUUGGCUUACAGCUGAAUUUUUCAACCAAGACCAUAAGUCUGACCUCCCCUUCUUUGGCUCUGGCUGUGAUCAGGGUGAAUGCCAGUAAUUUUGACACAACUACUUUUGCUGCCCAAGACCCUGCAAAUCUUCAGGUUUCUCUGGAAGCUCAGGCUCCUGAGAACAGUAUUGGCGUUAUUACUUUGCCUUCAUCGUUGAUGAGUCAUUUACCAGCUGAUGCUGUGGAGCUGGCUUCCAGGGUGCAGUUCAACUUUUUUGAAACUACUGCCCUGUUUCAGGACCCUGCCUUGGAGAACCUCUCUCUGAUCAGCUAUGUCAUUUCCUCAAGCGUUGCGAACCUGACAGUCAAGAACUUAACAAGAAACGUGACGAUUACCUUAAGGCAUAUCGACCCGAGCCAGGAUGACUUAACAGUGAGAUGUGUAUUUUGGGACUUGGGCAGAAAUGGUGGCAGAGGAGGCUGGUCAUCUGAUGGCUGCUCUGUCAAAGACAGGAGGCUGAAUGAGACCACCUGUACCUGCAGCCACCUUACAAGCUUCGGCGUUCUGCUGGACUUGUCUCGAACAUCCUUGCCACCAGCUCAGAUGAUGGCCCUAACAUUUAUUACCUAUAUUGGUUGUGGGCUUUCAUCAAUUUUUCUGUCAGUUACUCUUGUAACCUACAUAGCCUUUGAAAAGAUCCGGAGGGAUUACCCUUCCAAAAUCCUCAUCCAGCUGUGCGCAGCCCUGCUCCUGCUGAACCUGGUGUUCCUCUUGGACUCGUGGAUUGCUUUGUAUGACAUAAGAGGCCUCUGCAUCUCAGUGGCUGUAUUUCUGCAUUAUUUUCUCUUGGUCUCAUUCACAUGGAUGGGCUUGGAAGCAUUCCAUAUGUACCUGGCCCUUGUCAAAGUGUUUAAUACUUACAUCCGAAAAUACAUCCUUAAAUUCUGCAUUUUUGGUUGGGGCAUCCCAGCUGUGGUUGUGGCCAUCGUCCUGAUUAUAUCUCCAGAUAACUAUGGGCUUGGAUCCUAUGGGAAAUUCCCCAACGGGUCACCUGAUGACUUUUGCUGGAUCAACAGCAAUGCUGUAUUCUAUAUCACGGUUGUGGGGUAUUUCUGUGUGAUAUUUUUGCUGAACGUCAGCAUGUUCAUUGUGGUCCUGGUUCAGCUUUGUCGAAUUAAAAGGAAGAAGCAACUGGGAGCCCAGAGAAAAACUAGUAUUCAAGACCUCAGGAGCGUCGCUGGCCUUACAUUUUUACUAGGAAUUACUUGGGGCUUCGCCUUCUUUGCCUGGGGACCAGUUAAUGUCACCUUCAUGUAUCUCUUUGCCAUCUUCAAUACCUUACAAGGAUUUUUCAUAUUCGUCUUUUACUGUGUAGCAAAAGAGAAUGUCAGAAAGCAGUGGAGGCGAUAUCUGUGUUGUGGAAAGUUACGACUGGCAGAAAAUUCUGACUGGAGUAAGACUGCUACUAAUGGUUUAAAGAAGCAGACUGUAAACCAAGGUGUCUCCAGCUCUUCAAAUUCCUUACAGUCAAACAGUAACUCCACCCACUCUACCACGCUGCUAGUGAAUAACGAUUGCUCAGGACUUGCCAGCGGGAACGGGAAUGCUUCUACAGAGAAGAAUGGUGUUUCUUUCAGUGUUCAGAAUGGAGAUGUGUGCCUCCAUGAUUUCACUGGAAAACAGCAUAUAUUUAAUGAGAAAGAAGAUUCCUGCAGUGGUAAAAACCGUAUCGCUCUAAGAAGGACUUCAAAGCGGGGAAGCUUACACUUUAUUGAGCAAAUGUGAUUCCUUUUCCUAAAAUCAAAGCAUGUUGCUUGACAGUGUGAAAAUGUCCAAUCUUACCUUUUACACAAUGUGAGUUGUAUAAAAUCAACUAAUUUUAUACUCAGCAACUUUGGGAUGAACAUAAGCUAAUUGAGGGCAAUGGUUGCUAUUGGAAGAGGAAACCAAGACAUAAUACCAUGGUUCUAAGACAUUUGCGAUUCGGUUUCUUAUCCUUCAUUUUAAAAGAAGACUGGUUUUAAACAACACACUAAGAAUAAGACUCAUUUAAAACAAAAUCAAAGCAGUUCAUUUGCAGCCUCUUUUAAAGAGGCUAAUAUAUCUUUGAUAACAUCAUAGAAAGCCACUGUUGACUUCAUCCUGUUGGUGAGUUCAUUGUGCAUGCCUUUGUUGUAAAUAAGCUAAACUCUAGUGAUCCACAUGUCAAAAAUCUUCUGCAUUUUUGGUAUUUAUUUUCUACUGUGUAAAUUUCUUUCUUUGUAGAAUCGUGGUUGUGUUGUUGCGUCUAAUGUGAUAAUUCAGAAAAUCGUUGCUGGUUCAGUGAACUCUAAACCUCCUUUUGGAGAUUAUAUGGGAUGUGAAAUACAGGACCUUCACUGAAAUCAAGAAAUAAUGACGCCAGCCAGACUGGAAAAAUGUAAGCAGACAGUGCCACAAUUAGCUCAUACAGUGCCUUGGAGUGAGUUAGAAAAGGGUGCUCCCACUGGGCAGACACAGUGUCAUGGGCUCAUGAUUUGGCAGAGUGGAGGCCAUAUUUUAGCCUCAUUCACUCUCUUGGGUACACCAUUGUUCAGGGUGCCAGCUGUACAACCGAACGUAGCAUCCAAUACUGACACCCAUCUACUGACAUCAGAUUAUGGAAGCUGCACCAGGAUGUUUAGCUUAACACCUUGGUGACAGAGAGGGAUGGAAGUGUAAUCUGGACCAUAUGGCAGGAAGAUCGUGAAUGUGGAGGAGAUACAUACACUGCCACUUCUCAAAUCCCCAGAGCCUUUCAGAAAAGGGGAGUAGAGCAGGAUUACUUUUUAAAAGAGAUGUACAUCAAAAGAAUCAUAUUGCUGUUCUUUAAAAGGCAACUGCAUGGUACUUUGUUGAUUGUUAUGCCUGGUACACUCUGGCCGAGCCAGAGCUAUAAUAAUUUUUUAAAAUACUUGUCUUGAUGAAUGUAUAGUGACAAGGGGGAGCAGCUAUUGGGAACAGUGAACUAUCCUGCAAUGCUAUUGUUUCCAUAUAUAUCGAACCCUUAUUGCUCCUAGUCACAGCGAGUCUGUCUUGCUUCCUACCUACAACUGCUUGAGCAGUGCUUCAUGUCCUUAUUAGGAACAUUUUGAAACCCUUUAGUUAGGUAUUUCACUAAGGUUCCCUUUCAUAUAUAUUUCAAGUGAAUGCUGUAUCCCAGACUAACCGUAGUCAUAAUGUAAUCCACUUCUGUGAGUGCUGAUUAGUCUUUGCGCUAUUUCUUUUCCAAUUUGUUUAAUUGUCUUGUAUUUGUAUGUUAAAAUCAACGAAAAUGUUAAAAAUCGCCAAAAUAAAUUUGCAGUUAAGUCCUUUAA